AUGAGCCACUCAAGUGGGCCUGGAUUCCUGCAGAGAUCUGUGGUCUCCUCUUUCAUCUUCCUCAAUGCAGAACGUGAAACGAAAGUGGCGUUAUUCAAACGAAGCAAUAAAGUGAGCACAUAUCGGCACUGUCUAGCCCCCAUCUCAGGCUAUAUAGAGCAAAAUGAAACACCAAUUACAGCAGCAUGGCGCGAGAUCAGAGAGGAAACCUCCUUAAAUUCACACGACGUGAACCUUUGGCGCAAAGGCAAACCCUACUCUUUCAGCGAUCCCUCAGUUGGUCGGCAAUGGACAAUUUAUCCCUUCUCAUUCCGACUGGUAUGCUGCGACGAAGGUGGUCGUGGGGGAAAGGGUAUUCAAAUUGAUUGGGAGCAUGAGAGCUGGGGAUGGUACAAUCCCGAGUCAAUAAAGGAUGAUGAACAAUUUGGCGGAGUUCCGCGACUAGAAGAAAGCCUAGGACGAGUCUGGUUUGAAGGUAAUAUGAAUGAGGGGGCAAGCAAGGCAUUAAUUGCAGGUCUGGAGCAGCUGAAGGCAGACCACCAAAGCGGAUUCAACGAAUUGACGUUGGCUGCACUAAGAACCUACCAGGAUGUGAUAACCCAGAUGCAGCCGGAGAAUAGUACAAAGUGGUGGGAAACCGCUCGCAUGGUUGUAUGGCAUCUCUGGAAAAAUGGGCGGGAAGACAUGGGGUCCGCUAUCUUGAAUCCAUUCCUGGAACUGCUGGCCGAAAUACAAGGUAUCCUACAUCAGAGCCUUGACCGCGGCGUGGAAUGGGAGUGCUUGCAAGCCGCACUCUCCCACCACAUACAGAGGCAAAUAGAUAUGCCCACACGCAUACAAAACUCCUUUGCGGCUUAUGUCCAGUCCAAAUUUGUUCCCAUCGUGCAGUCCAAACCUAAAGCAUCUCUGAACAUUCUCACAUUGUCCGCUAGCUCUAACAUUCGCAAUAGCGUGCUGGAUGCAUUCGCCGCUGUUCCAAUUCCUGAUCUAGACCUACGGAUUCUGGAGUCUCGGCCACUCUACGAAGGUGUCAGCAUGGGGUCUUCCAUAAUCUCUGCUUUUCAAAAUAAGUUUCCAGGGACUUCUGAAAAGCACCUAAAAAUGACAAUUUAUACCGAUGCAUCCGCUGCGCUCGCCAGCAAAGAUGUGGAUCUCGUCCUCCUAGGAGCGGACCGAAUCUCCGACUGUGGGGCAAUCAACAACAAGACCGGAUCCUUACCGGCUAUUUUAAGCGCGAAGCAUAUCUCUCCAAACUCCAAAUUGUUAAUUCUUACCGCGUUGGAGAAAAUCGCUGGGUAUGGUGUGGACGACGAUCACAACCAGGAACUGAAUGAUCCUAAAAGGGUCAUGGAUGGUUGGUUGGAUGCUGGUGUGAAAGGAGUCAACAUUAUCAACGACAGCGUUUGGAAUGCUUAUACCGGGGAUAAUUGUGUGAUCAAGGUGAACAAUAUCUUCUCUGAAUGGGUUCCAGCUGGACUAGUGGACGCAUACAUAUGUGCAGAGGGUACUCUGGAUGUUUCCGGUAUCGAAGAGAAGGCAGAGCAAGUGAAACAAAAUAUUGAAAGGUACUUUGGCGGUUUGUAG
Messenger RNA from Penicillium antarcticum, 1584 nucleotides. Its product is annotated as eIF2B alpha/beta/delta subunit family protein. The record is from RefSeq and is a predicted model, not a curated record. Lineage: Eukaryota; Fungi; Ascomycota; Eurotiomycetes; Eurotiales; Aspergillaceae. Bases 1 to 1584 code for a protein of 527 amino acids. The transcript has 2 exons. Gene Ontology annotation, molecular function: S-methyl-5-thioribose-1-phosphate isomerase activity.